GAUGAGGACAGGUGUGAAUGUAAAAGAAUUCAAGCCAUUUUCCAAUCUGCCCUUUUUUGGGUGAAAUGGGGGUUUGCCAUUUCUUCAGCAAUUGUUUGGAGUCUCUCGCUUCCCAGCUUUUUAAAAUCUCCUCUCCCUCCCUUUGAGAGUUUGUUGGAAGUCUGUCCUGGCACAUUCCCUCCUUCUCAGGAAGAGGGAGAGUGAGGAGGAGACAGGGUGGGUUGAGUGUGUGUCCAGCCCAGCGCCCUCACUGAGCCAGAUCCUCAUCUCCCCUGCCAGUGGGGCUCAGCACAGACCAGUGACAAACUCCUGGGCCACCGGUGCCCCCCAUGUUGGAACCUGCAUUGGAGAUUAUCUCCUAAGCAGAUACCCCCUUCCAAACUGGGGAUGAAGGGCUGGGAAACUGGAAAAUGCCAGGUCUGAGAGAGAGGAAAGCACAAGUCCAGCAAUACACAGAGCUCUGUGUAUUCAGAGGGAAGUUGGCAGGGUUGUGUUCGGGCAGAGAAACUCCGAGUGGUACAAAGAGACGUGCCCAGAGUGGAGAAAUCAUGCUAAUUGUCCGCACCAGAGCUGGAGAUCGCCACCCAAAAUGAAGAGAGAAAGGGGAGCCCCGUCCAGAGCCUCCAGAGCCCUUCACCUCGCUCCUUUUGUCUACCUUCUUCUGAUCCAGACAGACCCCCUGGAGGGAGUGAACAUCACCAGCCCAGUGCGCCUGAUUCAUGGCACUGUGGGGAAGUCAGCCCUGCUCUCUGUGCAGUACAGCAGCACCAGCAGCGAUAAGCCUGUAGUGAAGUGGCAGCUGAAGCGGGACAAGCCAGUGACCGUGGUGCAGUCCAUCGGCACGGAGGUCAUCGGCACCCUGCGGCCUGACUAUCGAGACCGUAUCAGGCUCUUUGAAAAUGGCUCCCUGCUUCUCAGUGACCUGCAGCUGGCCGAUGAGGGCACCUAUGAGGUCGAGAUCUCCAUCACCGAUGACACCUUCACCGGGGAGAAGACCAUCAACCUCACCGUAGACGUGCCCAUUUCAAGGCCACAGGUAUUAGUGGCUUCAACCACUGUCCUGGAGCUCAGUGAGGCCUUCACCCUGAACUGCUCGCAUGAGAAUGGCACCAAGCCCAGCUACACCUGGCUGAAGGAUGGCAAGCCCCUCCUCAAUGACUCCAGAAUGCUCCUGUCCUCCGAUCAAAAGGUGCUCACCAUCACGCGUGUGCUCAUGGAGGACGACGACCUGUACAGCUGUGUGGUGGAGAACCCCAUCAGCCAGGGCCGCAGCCUGCCUGUCAAGAUCACCGUGUACAGAAGAAGCUCUCUUUACAUCAUCUUGUCUACAGGAGGCAUCUUCCUCCUUGUGACCUUGGUGACAGUCUGUGCCUGCUGGAAACCCUCCAAAAAGUCUAGGAAGCAGAGGAAGCUGGAGAAGCAAAACUCCCUGGAAUACAUGGAUCAGAGUGAUGAUCGCCUCAAACAAGAAGGUGAGUUCCCAGCCACCCACUCACCCAUCCCAUCGCCACUCACAUCAGUGGGAUGCUGGGAGAAGGCAAAACUGGGCAACAAGGAGACCAGCUCUGCAGGGUCCCUUCCUCCACCAACUGCACGAAGACUACAGAGCAGGGAGAGGUGCAGCCAAGCAGACACCCUCCCACGAAGCGGAGAGCAGGAGCGGAAGAACCCCAUGGCCCUCUACAUCCUGAAGGACAAGGACUCCCCAGAGCCCGAGGAGAACCCCGUCCCGGAGCCUCGGAGCGCGACAGAGCCCGGCCCGCCCGGCUACUCCGUGUCGCCCGCCGUGCCCGGCCGCUCGCCCGGGCUGCCCAUCCGCUCGGCCCGCCGCUACCCGCGCUCCCCAGCGCGCUCCCCCGCCACCGGCCGGACGCACACGUCGCCGCCCAGGGCCCCGGGCUCGCCCGGCCGCUCGCGCAGCGCCUCGCGCACGCUGCGGACUGCGGGAGUGCACAUAAUCCGCGAGCAAGAGGAGACCGGCCCGGUGGAGAUCAGCGCCUGAGCCGCCCUGGGACGUCCGCGAGGCGGCAGCGCUGGGUGGCCGCGGCGGCCUGGGAGGGCGGGGCAGCCCCGGCUAGGCGCGAGCUGGGAUAAGGGAGGCCCCGGCGGGGGCGCGGGGGCGCGGGGGCGCGGUGGACGUUGUGCGCAUGCGCAGAUGGCGGUAGGGGUUGCGCCGCGUGCGGCAGAGUGUCGAUUUGGUGGCGUUUGCUGCCGGUUUUCUGUCUGUGUUCUCAACAGGUAUGGGUUGUGCCCUCUUAGGACCACAUAGAUUAUUAAAUUUCCGUCCCAAUCCCCAAAAGGAAUUUUAUGGAAACUAACAUCAGUUACCUAACCCCCGUGACUACCCUGUGCUCUUCCUAGGGAGCUCUUAUAUCCCCCCCUCCCCUCACCCCCGCUGCCCUUCCCUCCGAAAGAACGUCUGAGUCCCGGAGCACUUUUCUGGCAAGGCCAGAUUGGAAAGGCCACUUUCCCAAAACGCACGACUGUACUGAACUAAGAGGUCAGGUGCCGGUCCUGGGUGUGCAGGGGCUGCUCUGAGCACCCGGGGAAUCACUGCAAAGACGGUGCCUUGGAGCACCUUCCGUGGGCACCUGGUACCUGGGUACCUACAGGUCGGUGAGGGAGAAGCACAAGACACUCCUUCACCCCCUGGGCCGGAGCAGGGGCAAAGGACUCCGGCCGCGCUCGGCCUCCCGCCGCGCGGCCUCCUCCCAAAGCCUCCCGCAGCGCGAGCCGUGCCGAGCAUUCCGGUCUCCGUUCUUGAACAGGAGAGGGGGAUGGGCCCACUCCUGUGGAGAAGUGGAUUCCCACUCUUUCCGCUGGCCCAGAUCAAGGGAGAAAUUGUUUUAAGACCUCAAACUCAUACCUUCUCCUUGGCUUCCUCACAAAACAAGCCUUUCAAACAAUCAUUACCCUCCGGAAGGUUGUCGAGCUUCCUUCAGUAGUGAGAGAAUAGGGUUCUAACCUCCAGACAAACGGUAGGGGGAGGAAGUUAAUUGCGUCCCUGACUGUCCGGGGCUCGGGGUCCAACCGUUGGCCUCUGCCCCCGCUCCCACCGUUUGCUCUGCUCCCAGAGGCUCCCAUCCCCUGACACAGGCCAGGGGCAGACUCCCUAAUCGCACUAACUUCGGAAUGAGGAGAGGCUGGGCCACCGUGCAGCCAGGCCACGCCCAUGCCACCGCCUCUAGCACGGUUCACGGGAGAUGCAGUAAGCCGCCAUGUGAGGUGAGAGGGCCAUUCAAAGGCUGAAAGAGAAGGAGGCCCUCUGUGUGCGCCAUCCUGUCUUCCCUAAUCCGUCCCAGGGUCCUCGCAUCCCUGGCCCCUCCGUGGCCACCUAAGCUCCAUUUCUGGCUCCUCCAUCCCGUGGAGCAACUGCCCAGGCCCGUUACCCACCACCUCCACACCUAGGCCAGUCUUGUCCCAGCCCCAAGGGCACCAACAUUUCUAGUUUGCCUCCUGUGCCCUCGCCCUGGUCAGCAUGCCCCUCUCGGCAACCUGUCCCUGUGCACUUCCCAGGCUCACUGGAGAAGGUGUCACUCCUAGCUCCCCUGACCUUCCCUGGUGCCUCAUCCUUAAAGAGAUAAUGCAUGCAGAGGACAGUUGCUCAGGCGGGUGGAAGAUGCAGGACUUGGAGAAGGGGUACCUGCUGGUCAGCCGUGAGCAGGUGAAGGUUAGGGUGAGUUGAGAGUGUGCCAUACCCUGGUGCUGCAUCCCCGAGGGGGCCAGCUUUCCAGGCUCAAGCCAAAUCUGCCUUAAAUUGGGGUGGUAAGUAAGGAAAUGUUUUUUUUGUUUUUGUUUUGUCUUGUUUUGAUCUUCAUCUUUGUAUUACUAGCAUCCAUGUGCCUAGCAUGUACUGGAUGCUCAUAGUAUGUGCCUAGCACAUACUGGAUGCUCAAUAAAGUUUUGAUGAAAUGAAA
Messenger RNA from Microcebus murinus (gray mouse lemur), 3917 nucleotides. RefSeq names its product hepatic and glial cell adhesion molecule (gene HEPACAM). NCBI's taxonomy places the organism in Eukaryota, Metazoa, Chordata, Mammalia, Primates, Cheirogaleidae. The record is from RefSeq and is a predicted model, not a curated record.